AAUGAGUUGGCGUUGGGGGUGGGUCCCACUGGCGGUUCAGCAACAUGCGGUUCCGGUUCAGGACCUCGUCCUCAAUCGGUCCACUCCGCUUCUGCGAAAUUUCUUCGUCUCUCACCUCGCCUUCUCGAAUUGGAACUCCUUCAACCUUUGCACCGUUCAACACGUCAUACUCUCUUCAACUAUCGCCUGAUCAGCUUCUCCGAUUUGCCGGCGAUCUCCCUCUGUUCGCGAUCGAUCAACGAUUGAGGUUUAGGACACAGAGUCAGAGGUCGAAAUGUCCGUGUCGGAUUCCGAUUCCUCCUCCUCCUCCUAUGGCGCUGACUGCAAAAGCCUAAAACAAGUUAGCCGCGAGCGAUUGCUACAUGAAAUGCUCAGGUCAGCAAAAACAGGGGAUUCAAAAUCUACAUGGAAGGUACUAAUAAUGGACAAACUCACUGUAAAGAUAAUGUCUCAUUCUUGCAAGAUGGCUGAUAUCACUGAUGAAGGCGUGUCAUUGGUUGAAGACAUAUACAAGCGAAGGCAGCCGUUGCCCGCUAUGGAUGCUAUAUACUUCAUACAGCCAACAAGAGAGAACAUAAUUAUGUUUUUGUCAGACAUGUCUGGAAGGAAACCCUUGUACAGGAAGGCAUUUGUUUUCUUUAGUUCACCUAUUGCCAGAGAAUUGGUUAUGGAAAUUAAAAAAGAUGCACAGGUGUUGCCUCGAAUAGGUGCUCUAAGAGAGAUGAACUUGGAGUAUUUUACCAUAGACACUCAGGUAUGUGGUUGUGCAUUAGUAGUCAAUUUCACUGCUUGAUCACCGUAGUCUUCUAUGACUGUCAUCGUAUAUGACUUUUCAUAUGAAUAAAAUUACUGUCCUUUUGUUUUCAUUGGGAUUAUAUAAAAGAAUUGAAAGGCUGUAUUUUCUGAUUGAUUGAUGUGUACAGGUGGUACGCAACUAUAUAGAUAUAAGGUUGGUUGACAUAAGGCAAAAAUUCAGCUAAUCUAAAGUUGGAUAAGUAGAGAGACAUUGAGCUGAAACCGUGUGUUUCUGAGACUAUAUUUAUAUUGAGAAAACGAAAUCAGUAUAAUAAACAAAGGAGAUAUGUCAUCCUCUAAUAAUAAAGAUAUAAUACAUGGAUAAAUAAAAAUAUUCCUAAUAAUACAUAUAUAAUUCAUAUAUUCCUGAUUCUAAAGAUUAUAAAAUAUAUUCCUGAUUAUAAAAGAUGUGUGCACAGCAUCUCAAUGUUCUUGAUGAGGAGAGUUGAAGAGUUGACUUACUAGGCUCAUUGUAAUGACAAUAUCUAGAAGAGUUACAGUGAGGUAAUUUAGCUUACCAACUAAUUGUUUGGCAACAACUGUGUCCACAAAUUUGUGUGUAUUCUUCCUUUGCAACCAAGUGAGCUUUAUAGCUAGCAAUUUUAACAUUAGGUUCUGUUUUAAGAGUGUACAAUAACUAACACCCAAAAAUUGAUUCCCCAGUUGGAAAAGGAACCAAUUCCAAAAUACCACUACUUUGAAGGAUGAGAUAAAGUGUUAGGGAACUAAUUGUAUCUAGUAGAAGAAGAAACAUUACCCAGCCUAACUGCCUGGCAGUUAGGUAAGUCAGUAUAAAAGGGGUGGGUUGGUUGGUGAGAGGGGGGAGUUUUUGGAGUGUUAUUGUUUGGCGGGAACUCUUGUAGUUCUUUGGAGGGAGGUUAAGCUCUCGGGUUACGUUGUAUCACCAUUCUUGUUGAUUCUUUUCAUUCUUUUCAAUAAAAGGAGGCUGUAUAAUUCAGAUAAAUUGUCUUUGUGUGUAUUCGAGUGUUUGUCCAUAGGUUCUUGAUCUCAAGAACCUAUCAUUUGGUCCGACCUGCCGGAUCC
Molecule: messenger RNA, 1839 nt
Organism: Vigna umbellata (rice bean)
Lineage: Eukaryota; Viridiplantae; Streptophyta; Magnoliopsida; Fabales; Fabaceae
Source: RefSeq, a predicted model, not a curated record